AAUUUUGAAGUAGUUCGAGAAUUCCAAGACAUCAUCCAAAAGAAAGAUAUGCAGAUUGCUGAACUUGAAAAAGAAGUGUUAUUCCUGAAAGCCAACUCUGUUAAGACUGAAAAUAACAGUUCAGAUUUUGCAACCAAGUGUCAUGACCUGGAAACAAAAAUUGCUGGCAUUGGAGAAGAAACACACCAGUCAGGUUCAGCAGUUAAAAGAAGAAUACGAGAGAACAAAUUACCACGAUCAGUUUGAGAGGUCUCAGCAGCUUGUGAGAGAACUGCAGGCUCAAUUAGAUGAAUUCUAUGCUGUUCUUGACGAACUGGAAAAUACUGAAAAGUUACAGGGUGCACUUCAAAACUCAAUAACAGAAGCACAUCUACAGCUUCGAUGUGUGGGAAUUCAGAAUGCUGACAUGAGGAAAAAACUCUUGACAGAUUAUGUGUCUUUAAAGAAGCUGCAGAAAACAGUGACCAGUGAUGUGGAUGAAGAACACCAAGACCUUGUGGAGAAAUGUUCACAUCUAACUAGAGUAGCGCAGAUAUCGAGUGAAAACGUUCUGCAGUUGCAGACAUUGUAUACCAGCACAUCGUCAGAUCUUCAGACUGCGACUGCCUUGGUGCACCAACUCAACAGUGAACUAGCUGGAGCCAGGAAAGCCAUUCAAGACCUCCUUUUUACGAAAGACAUGUUGAUUCAUUAUUUAGAUGAUCAACAAGAAAAGGAAAAGUCCGUCCUUGAGGAAAUCCAAGCUCUGACUACAGCCCUUAUGAAUUUGGAGAAAGAUCUUCAUACCCAAAAGAAAUUAACUCAAGAAGCUGAACUGAAGAGAUUAGAUGCAGAAGCAAGAAUGCAGGAAAAUGAUUCCAAAUAUGAGGAACUGAUUAUUAACCUACAAAGAACAAUAGACUUCCGAGAACAUGACAGCGACCUUUUGAUGAAAGACAUGGAGAUGUUUCAAGAAACCAUUCAACAGCAGCGGUGUGAAAUAGAUAAAUAUGUGACAGGGAGACACUUAUUUGAAGAUAAAAUAAAACAUUAUGAGGAUAAUAUCAUGACAUUGACAAAAAACGCCCAGUUUAUGGAAGCUGAACGAGACCUGCUGUUGAUGUCUCUGAGGGAAUCAGAGGAAAAGAUCAGAACACUUUCUCUUGAACUUAACCGACAGGCGCGACUUCUGUCAGACAGUGAAAUACGAUGUCUACAGUUGCAGUCAACUGUUCAAUCACUCCAUUCUGAUUUAUGUGCCAGCAAAGAAGAACUGGAGAGUACGAGGUCCCAUGCCAGGAAGAUGCUUGUCCACCAGGGUUUGGAACUGCGUGAUUGUGGACACGCCAUUGAAAACCUGGAUCUUAGAAUGAAAUGCAUUCUUCGUGCUAUGAAGAGGAAAGUUGGUAUUGAGGAGGAUGGUGUUAAGGCCGAGGAAGGAAGUGUUGAUACCGAAGUCAAAAAAGCACCGAGAUCCCUUGUCAGUGCAGUCCUGCACGCUGUCAACUCGCACACCUCGGAACCAACUGAAAACCAGUCCUUUACGGAAAGCAGUUUAGACUUGACCUGGAGUCGAGGCCGACCUCAGCGCAGCUUGUCUGCUCCAUUAGUGGUUCCAGCCGCAGACUCAGAUUCAGCCAACAACAGCCAGUCAUCUUCGAACCAAAGUGAUCAUUCAUUGCCACGAAUAAAGCUGUCCUUUUCCAACAGUCCCAGUGAAGCCAGUCGUGCAAGACUUGGAUAUUCUCAGUCCAGUGCGUUCUCGCCGGUGAAAUCCAGGACUGCUUUGAAAAUUAAACAUGAUAGCUAUGCAGAUGAUGACCAGGCUAGUCUGUGUCAGUCGGAAGGACAGUCUCCUAGUGUGGAUGGAAGUUUCACUGGCUUGCAGGUUUCUUCUCUUGUAGAUCAGAUAUUAACUUUGGGAGAGGUUUUGGGAGAAAUUGUGAGAAUGGCCAACAUAGUUGAACGAGCUUCCCAGCUUUCCAUUCAGGAUUUGAAAGGAGAGGACAUGGUGUUGAGAGAACGGAUAGAGCAGUUGGAGAGCCACACUGAACACCUGCAGGCCGAGAUUGUACUGAAGGAUGCGGAGCUGAGCACCGCCAGUCAGGACGUUGCCCGGCUCCAGAACCGAAUCAAACAGAUGGUAACAGCAAUGAUGGACAUGUCCGACCAGCAGUCACAAAUAAAGAAAUUGAAAACUGAAAUAGAAUGCUUGAUGAACCAGAUGAAAAGGGUGGAAGGUGAAAAACACAUUAUUGCUGAACAGUGUGAGAAACUUAUUCAACAGCUGGAAACAAAGGCAGAUGGCCAUACUGGUAACCUGGCUGAGGUUCGCAGUCUCAGGGAGGUGAUAACCCUCAAGAAGGAGAAUAAUCAGUUGAGAAUGAACUUGUGUGAAGAAGGUGAUCGAUACCAAGAAAUGGUCAAGAGGGCUGCUAGAAAGAUCAAAAUCCUUGAAGAUAACUGGAAGAAAGCAGAAGCUGAAGUGUUUCGAUUUGAUGAACUUGUUGAAACAAUACAAAAGAUGCUAGAGGACAACAGAGCUGUCAUAGAGUCAAAUGAAUCCUUGGCAAAGCUUCUGCAAAUUGUCAGUGGAGAGGACGUUGAAGGAUUUGGAAUUUCCCCCCAGAACAAGGAGACAAACGGCAACAACUCUUCUCUUUUAACUCCACAUACCUGGAGUUUUCUCAAGUGACAAUGUACAUAACCAAAGACAAUUUUGUCAAACGUUGACCAACAUUAGCAAAGUUGGUCAUGUAUAGUUUACCUCACUUUAUUGUUAUCUUUCAUAUAUACAUGUGCUAUCAAAUAAGAAGCCAUCAACACAUUUGGGCAAAUGUAUAUGUGCAUGUCAUUUAGCAUUGAAAGAAUAUUGUCAAGUCUUUUGAUCUUUUGUGUACACUACUAUCAAUAAAAAGUCAUCAACAUAUAUGUACGAAUAUGUAUGAGCUUGUCAUUGAAUAUUGAAAGAAUAUUGUCAGUCUUGGGUAGCCAAAAUACAGAACAUGAAUGAAAUAACGAGAGUUAUUGAAGAAUAUUUUUGCACUACUGCUGGAUGAUUAUGUUCUCAUGAAAGAGAUAGCUUCCCAUGUUACCCUUUGCUUAGCAACCAUUAUAAAUAAUGUUAACUGCAAAGUUCCUAUCUCAGGACCUCUAGAUCAUUAAUAUCCAUGAGUGGGGCAGCUUAUUAGAUAUGAUCAUCCACAGUUAAAGAAGUUGGUUGAUAUUCUUCAAGAUGGUAGUCUAUGCUUUGACGGCUUCCAAGGGUAGGUCUUGUGUUAAACACCAGCUUUAGUAAAAUCUGAACUGCUGCAUGCAGUUUGUAUUAUGCUGUUAUUACAUUAAAGUUUCUAGACUUGUGGAAGUCUUUAAACAUGGUACCAGCCCCAAGUUCAGCCAGCAAACGUUCGCUAACUAUUUGAUUGGUUCCCGACGUGGUCAUUUUGGUUCAAUGUGAAGCGCAUAAACCAGUCUAGCGGACAUUUUUCUGCUCGGUCUGGCUGAACGUAGCCCAGAUGUCAUUCAGCUACAGUCACCAGUAGUAACAGAAGAUGACCAUCUUUGGUGACAUUUUAAAAGUUCACAACUGUUGUCGGAUUUUAAAAAGGGUUUUGUCCAUGAAAAUUAGCAUUAUUUAAUUAUAUAAAUGAAAUGGAGUAGCUUUUUUUUAAAUCCAAGAAAGAAUAAUUUGCUAACAAUUGCAUAUUCUCAUAUACUGCCACUUUGUCAUUUUUAUUUUCUAGGAUGAAGGAACCUGAUGCUUCUCUUUUUUCUCUAUUUAAACAAAAAAAAUAUUAAAUGUAAUUAUUCUUAUAAGUUGGUAUUUGUAUGUAAUAGACACACAUGAGUUUGUUUCCUUUGUAAUUCCCCAACAGGUUUUGACAUUUAUUAAAGGUGCUAUCUAUAUUUUG
Messenger RNA from Gigantopelta aegis, 3890 nucleotides. Its product is annotated as centrosomal protein of 290 kDa-like. The record is from RefSeq and is a predicted model, not a curated record. Lineage: Eukaryota; Metazoa; Mollusca; Gastropoda; Neomphalida; Peltospiridae. Bases 143 to 2674 code for a protein of 843 amino acids. The transcript has 16 exons.